This is a messenger RNA of Alternaria ventricosa, 315 nucleotides long. RefSeq lists its product as uncharacterized. Bases 1 to 315 code for a protein of 104 amino acids. NCBI's taxonomy places the organism in Eukaryota, Fungi, Ascomycota, Dothideomycetes, Pleosporales, Pleosporaceae. The record is from RefSeq and is a predicted model, not a curated record. The transcript is spliced from 2 exons.
AUGUUCCGCCAACAGAUCGCUCGCCAGGCCCGCCUCUUCAGCACCACACCCGUCGCGCGCAAGAGCCCCGUUGAAGCUAUCAAGGAUGCUGCCAAGGCUGUCGACAGGACAAUCUCCGGUGCCGCUGUAAAGGGCAUUGAGAAGGGAGAGGAAGUCGCUGGCGCCGUUAAGGAAGCCACCCCCAACACCACCGGAGAGGCCAAGGGCCAGGCAAACGAGAUGGCCGGCGAGGCCAAGGGCAAGGCUCAAGAGCUUAAGGGCGAGGCCAAGGGCAAGGCCCAAGAGCUCAAGGGUGAGGCUAAGAGCAAGAUGUAA